Molecule: messenger RNA, 595 nt
Organism: Aspergillus caelatus
Lineage: Eukaryota; Fungi; Ascomycota; Eurotiomycetes; Eurotiales; Aspergillaceae
Gene: eaf1
Product: MYB and HSA domain protein
Exons: 2
Coding region: 309-500 (63 amino acids)
Source: RefSeq, a predicted model, not a curated record
CUUUUGCGCGCGCUGUUCUGUUCCCGGAACCACACGCUCUCUUUACUUACACUCCCUUUCUGCUCCCCCAACCAACCAACCAAAAACUCCCUCCAUACUAUCCGUGCAAAAGUCUCAUCUCUACUAACACCCCCAAAAAUCCCUUCAAGUCUAAUCUUUGCGCGUCUUGAUACUCUGCAUCCCAUAACAACACAACCACAUCCUUUCCAUCAUUUCUGAGCGAUUUUUUCCACCUGGAUGACUUCGCUCAACCCACUCCUUUUUAAUUUAGCGCGUUAAUCGGAUGUUGUGUUCCCGAAAUAGACUCGAUGCUCCGCGAAGAGCUCCUUCGGUCUAAGAACGAUGAGAUCGCACGUUGUUUGUUGUCGCGGAAGCGCAAACUGAGCGAGCUCUACUUUGCGACCGUAGGCUUCGCGGGCGCGACUGAGAACCCGUCCGCGGACUCGCUAUACCAUCAGAAAGAACAGGCGUUCCUCGAUGCCAACGAUCUUUCCAAGUAAGUCUUACAACCACUAUUCCUGUCAAAUAUUUUAUUUAUUUAUUUAUUAUUUUUUCUUUAAUAUUGUCUUUCGACUCUUAUGUUGGUUUUCUUUAU